This is a messenger RNA of Rhincodon typus (whale shark), 5591 nucleotides long. It is a transcript of the gene afap1, whose product is annotated as actin filament associated protein 1. NCBI's taxonomy places the organism in Eukaryota, Metazoa, Chordata, Chondrichthyes, Orectolobiformes, Rhincodontidae. Gene Ontology annotation, cellular component: cytosol. The coding region runs from base 193 to 2442 and encodes 749 amino acids. Gene Ontology annotation, molecular function: SH3 domain binding; SH2 domain binding. The transcript is spliced from 17 exons. The record is from RefSeq and is a predicted model, not a curated record.
ACGAAUACCCUUCGCUGAUUGGAUGGCUGGCGUUGUCAGUCACCCGGCAGAUCUUGACAGCUGGCGGGGCGGCAGUGGUAGAGAGAGCAAGGGAGCGCGAGACUAGGAGCAGCUAGCGGAGCGGCGUCAGGGGCUCGCCACACUGUAACUGAACGCCUCAACUGAAGUUGCAACUGUGUUGCUGUGCCUGCCAUGGAGCAGAAAAAGCAACUGGAAAUGGAAACAUGUAUCAAAGUGAUGGAGGAGUUAAUUGUCGAAUUACAUCUAUUCCUGGAACUUCUUGACCGUGAAUAUCUAACCACAUCUGCUAGGGAGAAAAAGACUGCAGUCUGCAACAUCUUACGGAGGAUCAAGUCGGUGUUUGACUGUCAAAUGAAGAACUCUACACAGAAGCAUGACUUACCUUGCAGUGUGCCUGCACCACCUCAGAUUCCUCUACCUGAGAUCCCUCAUCCAUGGCAUCCAUUAGAAAACAGUCCACCACCUCUGCCAACGUCUUCCUUGCCUGAAGGCUAUUAUGAGGAAGCGGUGCCAUUGAGUCCAGGAAAAGCUCCAGAAUACAUCACUUCUCGAGAUUAUGAUUCAGAUGCCAUGAGUAGUUCCUAUGAAUCAUAUGAUGAAGAUGAUGAGGAUGGGAAGGGAAAGAAACUGAGGCACCAGUGGCCAUCUGAGGAGGCUUCAAUGGAUUUGGUGAAAGAUGCUAAGAUCUGUGCUUUUCUUCUGCGCAAGAAACGUUUUGGACAGUGGACUAAACAAUUUUGUGUCAUUAAAGAUAACAGACUGUUGUGCUACAAAAGCUCAAAGGAUCAUCAACCUCAGAUGGAGUUAUUGCUUCCAGCCCACAAUGUGUCCUAUGUUCCUAAAGACAGCAAAAGGAAAAAACAUGAGCUACGAAUCACCCAGCAAGGAGCAGACAUUGUCGUUUUGGCUGUGCAAAGCAAAGAACAAGCAGAGGAAUGGCUAAAGGUAAUAAAAGAUGUCGUUGUACUUUGCAAUGUAACUACUGAAACAGAUGGAUCCAUGACAAUAGUUCCUGUCAACAAAGCAGAACUGGAAAAGAAAUUAUCUGCCGAUAAGCCAAAUUCAGAUGGUGAAGGGCAUUUGGAAAAUGGUAACCAUGUUGCAACAGCAGAUAGUAAAGACCAUGCAGGAAAGGGAAAGAAAAAUGCGAAGACAGAGCCAAAAGGGGCUGUGAGCAAGGUCACUGGAAAGAAAAUUACCAGGAUCAUUGGUCUGGGUAAAAAGAAGCCAUCAACAGAUGAACAAACCUCCUCCGCUGAGGAAGACAUCCCUACCUGUGGCUAUCUGAAUGUGUUAUCUAACAAUCGAUGGAGGGAACGCUGGUGCAGAGUGAAAGAAAACAAACUAAUCCUCCACAAAGAUAGAACUGACCUGAAAAUUCAAAUGGCUUCUAUUCCACUACGCGGAUGUGAACUCAUUCCAGGCCUGGAUUCCAAACAUCCACUGGCAUUUCGUUUGCUUAGGAAUGGACAAGAAGUUGCAGUUUUAGAGACCUCUUCAGGAGAGGAGCUAGGAAGGUGGCUCGGUGUGUUAUUAUCUGAAACUGGUUCUUCCACAGACCCAGCAGCCCUACACUAUGAUUAUAUUGAUGUAGAAACAACUUCAAGUGUUAUACAAACUGCAAAACAGUGCUUCAAUUUAUUACACAGACGGUCGAUAUCACCAAAUAGAUAUGGUGGCAACAUGCCUAAUGGAUAUGCAUGCCCGCGUGGAAUUUCUCUUCAUUAUGAUGAUGUACCUUGCCUAAAUGGAACAGCAAAAGGAAAGAAGAUGUCAACAGCAGUAAAUGGUAUGACAGCAAAGCAGAAGGUCGGAAGCAAUCAAGUCAAAAAAGGAAAUCCUGUCACAAAUGUAAAGCGCACAGCCUCAAAUGCUGAUCAAUACAAAUAUGGUAAGAACCGUGUGGAAGCUGAUGCAAAAAGAUUACAGUCAAAAGAAGAAGAAAUGAAAAAGCAGAAAGAAAUCUUACGCACCCGGUUGGCACAACUGAGAAAAGACCGAAGGGAGCUGAAAGCAGCUAUUGAAACAUGUACAGGUAAGAAGUCUCAGGCUGCUCUGGAGACCAAGCUAAAGAAAUUAGAGGAGGAGUGCAAGAUCAAAGAAACUGAACGUGUGAACCUGGAAUUGGAGCUGACGGAGGUGAAUGAAAGCUUGAAGAAAGCUCUUGCUGGAGGCCCCACACUGGGCCUGACAAUAGAACCAAAGUCAUCAAGAACCUCCAGCCCGCAGUCCCCUGUGAUUAUGCACCGCACCCUGGACAAUUCUCCAGCUUCCAGCUGUGAUACAAGUGACACUGAGCCACUAUCACUACCUGUGAAUGCAGCUGCUCUCGGAAGAAGACCCCCUUCGAUGGUUUCUUCCCCAAGUCGAGGCCAUGUACGCAGGAAGGCCAAGGAAUGGGAACUGAAGACUGGAACAUAAAACAAGAAAAGAAAGUGUUCUCUUUUAUAGUAUUUAUUUCCUUAAACAAUAUGUACAAGACCAGAAGCACUGCCACUGAGUCCUUCAGUUAAAAGAACUACACAGUCUGUAUGGUCCUCUCAAACACUGUGGAAAGACAGCAAUUGUUCCAUGUUGAAGUGUAGCUUUAUGUCUUGGGUCAAAGCUGAAAGUUUUUAAACUAUUCCACUUCACCCUCCAUUGUUGAUUGACUAAUUGCGUUACAGCAUUGGACACUUGUUCAAUAAUGUUGUGUUAUUUUAAUACAUAAAUGUCUCAAUUUAAAAAAAAAAACAAGUCUUGGGAAAGGAAAAAUUUUGAGUAUCCCUAACACAAAUAGAAAAACAUAUUUAUUACAAUAGAGGCAUUUUGAGUUUUCGUUUUAAUUUAUGACUAUAAUAAAACAAAAGUUGAGUGUGUUGGCUAUAGUGCUCCCCAAAGGAUGAAGCCAGAUAAGAAAUCAAUAGCCUCAGUAAAUCCUGCAGUAACCAGCCAGUUUUGAAAAUUGUCACCUAUUUUUAUUCUUGCUCACCCUAUUUAGAGGAGAUGCUCAAGUAUUUUCCAGGAACAACGCACGGUUUGCUAUAACACACUGGGUUUGGUGAUUCUAAUUAGAGUCAAAACCCAUUCACUUAGACUUAAAAUGAGACCCAUCGAUUCAUCGAAAAUGAAAUCACUGCUUGUAUUUUCCAUGCAAGAUUGAUUUUUAGUUCUUAAAAACAUUUGUUCAGUCAUAGAUUCAAGAUAUUGUACUUGUUAUUUACUGUAGAUUGUAUCAUUCUGCAGAUUUUCUAAAAUAAUAACUUCAUUUCACCGACAAUGAAGAGGGUUUUGAUACAUGAGCAACUUUUGAUAUAUUAGGCAAGCGAUAUUGGUUUAAAAAAAAAGUUUUGAUGUAACAUAGUUGAUGUGCUUUUUGUACUUUGAGGAAUAUGUAAUUAUGUAUAAUUUUAUUUGGAGCAAGUCCAUAUUUAAAAAUUAUUUGUCCAGAUUCCCACAAUUUCAAGGUGAAGGACUGAAUAUAAAAUAUGAAAAAUAACAAAAAAAAUUUGUGAACUACUAGUAAUAAUUUUUGGAUAGAAUUUGUGUUUCUGUACAGCUCUGAUGAUUGAUCCCAAAUCUUAACAGAGGGCAUGGGACCACUUGGCUGUACUACAUUUGGUUUGCAAAACUUUUAUCAGCAAUAUAUUUCAAUAUUAUUCAUCUCUCAACAUAAUCAUAUUAACAACAGAAAAUGCAGGAAACAUUCAGUAGUCAGGCUGUGGAGAGAGAAACCAAGUUGACAUUUCACAUCAAUAACCACCUGAAUGUUUCUAGCAUUUGCAGCAUUUUGCUUUUUGUUUUAGAGCAUAAUCAUAUUGUUGCUUCUUAUUAGGGCAAGUGAUUUGGUUCUGUGCAUAUCUAUGCAAAAAUGGACACUUUCACCAACUUGGAAAGAUUUUAUACAGUUACAAUACUCUGACAGAAAAUUUGCAUGAUUUAGAAAUUUAUGAAGCGUAUUCCUGAAUGAUGUAUUCCUCCAAAUCACUUGCCCUUGUUACUAUUAUAUUGAUUAAAAAUACAUUAGAAUAUGUGUAGCAAGUAGUGUUACUAGAAUCUGGCAAAUAAAAUAGAAAACACGGGAAAGUAUUGCAUCUAUAAUAGUAAAUCUUCCACAAAAUUAAUGUAUAUUUUGUCAAAAAAAUUCCACCCAAUCACUGUGCCUUACAUCGUCUGUUAUUUGUAGCAUUUCAUAGUUUUCAUCUUCUAGUAUUGUACAGCAUUAUAGCAGACCUUUCAGCCCAACAGGUCCAUGCCAGUGCAUAUGAUCUACACAACUUCUUUAUCCAACCUUAACAAAACAUCCUUCUGUUCAUUUCCCUGUCAUGUGCAUUUAUGUAUUUGUUGCUUCAACUAUCUAAAGGUUUUAACUACAGUUUUCUAGUUUGGUAUGAAAACUUAUGAACAAACUUAAUUUUGAAUUACAAUUAAGUUUUGAUUGACCGACGGAAGGGGCCAAUUGUCCAGUAGCCGACCAGAAGUUAAAAGUGAAUCAGAAGAGCAUUUUUGUUAGAAUGUUUUAACGUGAAUUAUUUCACCACUAAAUUGCUAAUUGCCAAAUAAUAUUGCUGAGGAUUAAUGUUUUCUCCUUCGUUUAAAAAAACACAUGAUUUCCAUUAGAAACAAUAUUUUGCUGCCAGUGCCAGAAGUUAAAUAUGAGAAAAGUGAUACAGAAAUGCAACACAAAUUUCAGAUAUAAUCUUUAGUGCCAAUACCACAAACAGUCAAUAUCUGUAUUUGUGGACAAUAAAUAUAGUGUAGAAGUAUAUAGUGUUUUUGGUCUUUUCUAGAAAGAAAAACAUUUUAAUAUGAAACAUUUUUACAUUCAUCUGAGUCUGUCAACUGUAACAAUUGAUCAGGGACUACAUCUGUUAGUAGUAAUCAUAGACAAAUACCUACACUGUGAUACAUUUCAGUAAAAUUAGACUUUGUGCAUAAAACAAAUGAACAAGUAAAUUUUUAUGUUUUGAAUGUUCCACAUUACCAGAAACGCCACAGCCUAAUAGUGAAAGAUUGUGCCAUCACUGACGCUUAAUCCCUCGAAGUUUGGGAAAAGCAUAUGGGAUCUGGAGGUAUUCCUACUUAAGCUGGGACUAAUUUCUUUGAUUUUUUUUUAACAAAUGUUGAUAUUAACAUUAAUAAUAUCAUGGAAUAAACAGGGCAACGUGGAUUCAGUAAGGCAGUUCUCAACUUCUUGAAAAGGUGACUGCACCAUUGAAAAGUCUGAACCAUAUGUGACCUUGUGACUUCAUUCAGUUGGCUCUGCAUCCCGUGGACUCCACUGCUGCUAAAUUCUUCUGAAUAGAAGCAGCAUGCAACAGCCUUCAAAAGGCAGGACAAUGGCACCAAGCCAUAAUGUUAAACUAAGCAAGCUGGUACAGAUAGGAUGGGCCAAAUAGCCACAUUCUGUGCUGUAACACUUCUGUGAUUCUCCUGAAAUUUGUCAGGACGUUUUAAUUGGCUGUCUGCAGAGACAUUGUUUCAAUUUUGUAUACUGUUAAAUUCUUUAAAAUUAGUCAAACCACACAAGCUGUGGCAAAAACAGAAAUAGCUGGAGAAACUCAACAGGUCUGGCAUCAUUUCUGGAGAGA